ACAAAUAGUUCCUUGUCCUCAAUACACAAAAAUAAUGGCCGACAAAACAUGAAAGAGAUAAAGUAUCUCUCACACAUUGAAACAAAACAGCACGUGGAGUGCAUCUUAUAAUAUGUGUUGUGCAAAUAAAAUAAACAAUUUUCAUCCCUAGGUAUGGGACCAAUACCUUUACUAUUCCUGAUCUUUGGAUUAGUGUCGCUUUCUCGAGGAAAUCCACAACUACUUUUGGCCAAUCGAAAAGAUAUCCGACUCAUUAACAUCACAUCGUCAGGCAAAGCGAAUGUGUCCGUCAUCCUCAAUCACCUUGAUGAUGCCCUGGGUGUGGACUUCCUGUACACCGAGGGAUAUGUGUUCUGGACAGACAUUAACCUGGAGAUGAUCAAACGCGCAGUCAUCAAUCGCACGCAGCCAACCAUCAAGGGCAUCAUCACGACAGGCCUCGUCUCACCGGACGGACUGGCCUGCGACUGGAUCGGGAAAAAACUCUACUGGACUGAUGCGGAGACCAAUCGUAUCGAAGUAAGCGACCUCGAUGGAAAUUAUCGUAAAGUCUUGUACUGGCAGAAUCUGGAUCAGCCACGAGCGAUUGCACUGGACCCCUACCAUGGCUUUAUAUUCUGGACAGAUUGGGGUGAAAAUCCUAAGAUUGAACGUGCUGGGAUGGAUGGUCAGCCAAAUUCAAGGGCAGUCAUUGUCGAUGAAAACAUCUACUGGCCAAACGGACUGACCAUUGACUAUGAAGAGUGGCGUAUUUACUGGGCAGAUGCCAAAUUGAACUAUAUCCACACCUGCACAUUUGAAGGUCGCGACCGAAGGGUUGUUGCUGUUAAAACUGGAGAUGAUGACCCCACUUUGCCCCACCCAUUUGCGAUAACGAUGCUUGGAAAUGACCUCUACUGGACUGACUGGUCUUCAAAGGCGAUCCAUACAUGUGAUAAAAAAACUGGCAUUGAAGGACGCAGGGUUUUAACGGAAAUCCAGUCCCCAAUGGACGUGAUUGUGUAUGAUGCUGCAAGACAAAAGCCAGGAAUCAACCCGUGUGGGUCCAACAAUGGAGGCUGUUCACACCUGUGCCUGCUGUCACCAGUUCCGCUGAGCGCCCUCCAGGCUGGUCACCAGUGCGCAUGUCCUACAGGGGUACGACUCCUGGAGGAUGGCAAGACUUGUGCUGAUGGUGCCCAGCAGAUGUUGCUAUUGGCCCGACGUACGGACAUUCGUGUGAUCUCGCUGGACAUGCCAGACUUCACAGACAUCGUCCUGCAGUUGGAUAACAUCAAGCAUUCCAUCGCCAUUGAUUUUGACCCCGUUGAGGGAUACGUCUAUUGGACUGAUGAUGAAGUUAGGGCCAUACGGAGAGCAUAUCUUAAUGGCACAGGUCAGAUAACCUUGAUAGACACAGAGGUUGACCACCCGGACGGUAUUGCAGUGGACUGGAUUGGUCGCAACCUCUACUGGACAGACACGGGCACUGACCGCAUUGAGGUGGCGAGAUUGAACGGCACUUCUCGUAAAAUACUGAUCUCAGAUAACCUUGAUGAGCCCCGGGCCCUCUGUCUGGACCCGGAACAUGGGUACAUAUGGUGGACAGACUGGGGAAAAGAGCCCAAAAUUGAGCGAGCUUUCCUGGACGGCACCAACCGUUCAGUGAUAAUCAACACUGACCUCAGCUGGCCUAACGGCAUUGUAGUGGACUAUCGAGAGGACAAGAUCUACUGGUGCGAUGCCAAGCUUGACCUGAUUGAGGUCGCAAACAUGGACGGCAGCGGUCGCAGGGUGCUUGUCAGAGAUAAUCUACCUCAUCUGUUUGGAUUUAGUCUGUUAGAUGAAUACCUUUACUGGUCUGAGUGGCAGAGACGGUCAGUGGAGCGAGUCAACAAGAGGACGGGUGGCAACCGGACCCUCAUCAUUGACCAGCUCCCAGAUCUCAUGGGGCUCAAGGCCACCAAUGUAAGGCUGUAAAGGGUGAGUGGUACCAAUCCAUGUGGAGAGAACAACGGGUGGUGCAGCCAUCUGUGUCUGUACACACCCAAUGGGGCCCAGUGUGCAUGCCCAGGGGGGCUUGAACUCAUUAACAACGGCAAGAAAUGCAUAGCACCGGAUGCAUUCCUGCUGUUCACACGGGAGGAGGACAUAAAGAGGAUGUCUCUGUCCAUCUCUACAGCCCACCGCGUGACCAGCUUACCACUGAAAGACAUUGAAAAGGUGCUGUCCAUCGACUUCGAUAUCGGAGACAACCGGAUUUAUUGGACUGACGGUGAAUCUAUGUCAAUCAGCCGAGCAUUCAUGAACGGAAGCUCUAGUGAGAAAAUCAUAGACUUCGACAUCGCCGGUCCCGAGGGAAUGGCUGUAGACUGGCUUGCCCACAACAUCUAUUGGGCAGACUCAGAGUCCAACAGGAUUCAGGUGGCUAGACUCAAUGGCACCUCGAGACGUGUGCUCAUAUGGAAGGAUCUCAGUCACCCGAAGGCCAUUGCCCUGGAUCCACCAAAUGGGUACAUGUACUGGACAGACUGGGCGCAGCCGCCUCGUCUGGAGAGGGCGUGGCUGGACGGAAGCCACCGGGAGGUGAUCAUCAGUGACAUCGGGCGUGUGUAUGGUCUCACCAUCGACUACUCCCAGAGGCGCCUCUAUUGGGCAGACAUGGACAAGAAGACCAUCGAGUCCUCCGACAUGAAUGGCACCAACCGCACGAGGAUUCUCACGCUGGAGGUGCUAAACAAGCCGAUGGCACUAACACAGUACCAAGACUAUCUGUACUGGACGGACUGGGAGACACACACCAUUGAGAAGGCAAACAAGACGUCUGGGAGUAACAGGACAAUGGUGCUGGAGGACUUGGAUAAAGUUAUGGACCUUCUGGUGUUCCAUCAUUCCCGGCAGUCGGGCUGGAAUAAUUGUAUCAAGAACAAUGGCGGCUGCUCACACUUGUGUCUGGCAAUGCCAGACGCUGUAAACCUCACGAAACAAGUGUCCUGCGCCUGCCCUACCCACUACACGCUUGACAACAAGUCGUGUGUUCCGCCUCAAUCCUUCCUGCUCUUCAGUCGCAAGUCAGACAUCAGUCGUCUGCUGGUUUUGGAGGACGACUCGGAUGCAUCACCAGACGUGAUUUUGCCCCUGACGGACGUAAAUAAAAUACGUGCUAUAGACUAUGACCCAGUCAAGGAGCACAUCUACUGGAUUGGGGGCAAGUCCAAGUCCAUCAAACAUGCCAAAGUUGAUGGGUCAGAGGAUGGUGUGGUGUUGAACAAGAAAGACAGUGAUGGUAAUAUUCGACCGUUUGACCUUGCGAUUGACCCGUUUUCACGUGUUUUAUUUUACUCGUCGGCUGAGACGGAUUCCAUCACAUUUGUACACCUGGAACUGGAUGUGAGUGGUGUGGUUGUCCAGGGGCCUCACUACAAACCACGCUACCUGGCUGUUAACCCAUUUAAAGGGCACCUGUAUUGGACAAGUGAAAAGAGCCCUCCAACUAUUCAGCGAUCGCUAUUGGAUGGUACUGAAGUAAUUUCUUUGUUUCACUCGGACCUUUCAAAACCUGGUCCAAUAGCAGUGGACCCCAAUGAGGACUUGCUGUUCUGGGCUGAUCAGGAGGACAAUGUGAUAGAGUGCAGUGAUCUCUCUGGAGGAAACCGCAAGGUGCUCUUGAAUGGCAAAACUACCGAUAAGCUCCAAACAGUCACAGGUAUUGCUGUCUUUGAGCAGUAUUUGUAUUGGGUGGAUAAGGAUAAGAAGUUCAUAGGAAGAAUGGAUAAAAAGACUGGAUCCAAUGUGACCAUCAUUCUAGGAAGGGUGCCCAAUCUGACUGACAUACAUGCAGCGAUGCAAAUUGACCCAGAAUUUCUGAAAGCACAUCCAUGUGCAAGAAAUAAUGGUAAUUGUUCGUAUAUAUGCAUCGCUAAGAGCUCUCAAAGUGCGCAGUGUUCCUGCCCGAAUGACUUGGUUCUGGUCGAUGAACGGUCCUGUGCAGAGAAAACGACAUGCAAAGCAAGUGAGUUCACUUGUACUACAAAAUCAGCUGAGUGCGUGCCUAAUAACUGGGUGUGUGAUGGCACUGCUGAUUGUACUGAUAAGUCCGAUGAAAAAGAUUGCCCGGUGUGCGAACCCAAUUUUUUUCUGUGUAAUGACAAGAAGUGUAUCCCUGAAGUUCAGGUCUGUGAUGGAAUACCACAUUGUGCUGACCGUGGGGACGAGGCGGGAUGCUGUAAAAAAGAGUCAGAAACUAAGUGUGCUGAUGGUAACAAGUGUUACGAGCGUGUGGGCCGCUGUGACGGUAAGCAAGAUUGUGAAGAUAACUCUGACGAGAGUGGAUGUGAUAACCAGACAUCAAGUGCAGAUACAAAGUCAGUUUCGCCUUACGUCAUUGUGGCUGUCGUGGUGGGAGUGUUUGCAAUCAUAGUUGUUGGUGUGUUAGUGUUUGCAUGUCGGAGAAAGUCGCCCGAGUUUCCGUAUGAAAUGCAUGAAAAGAUUGUGUUAAAACCUAUUCAUAGUAGUGAAGCACCGAAUAGUUCAGUCAAACCAAAGCGCAGCAAGAAACAUGAACGAAAAGCAUUAAUAUCUGCAACUUUAUCAUUAGGUUCUGAAACUGUGUAUGACCGUAAUCACGUCACAGGAGCCUCCUCAAGUAGUUCAGCCGUGACUCAGUACCCCAAAGAAACACUUAACCCACCUCCUAGCCCUGUAACAGACAGGUCCGUUUGUGUUGGCGAAUACUCCGACUACAAAACAAACAGCUCAUCAGUUCAUUCAUACAAAAAACAUCGGCGGAGACAUGGCCAUGUGCCGCCCCCGCCCACCACCCCUUGCAGCACAGACGUCUGUGAAGACAGCGAGCCCUACUUUCGACAACAGAACAAAUUCUUCAACUUCUCAAUCCCAGAGAUGGCUUACGACUCUGACCCUUAUCCCCCACCCCCUACCCCCCACAGCAAUUAUUUCUCUGAUGAAUUGACAAGUUGCCCUGAUUCUCCUACGACGGAGCGUAGCUAUUUCAACCCUUACCCACCCCCUCCCUCCCCAGUUGCUACAUCAGACUGUUAGACAGUUAUUUGAUUGUAAUUACAUGUACUUUAUUUGCAUAUUUAUUAGGUGUGAUCUUAAAGUAAUGAAAUCUUAGAUGUUCAAGUGUACAGUUACAUGCAUACUUGGCGAGUUAGGAAUGCUAUAUAGUCACAUGUCUCUGAAUGUAUUUGCAAUGUUCUAUUUUAAUGGCAUGUAUAUAACAUUUAGUUAUAUUAGUUAUUUUGUCAUUUGUGCUAUCAGUUUCAUUGUUUUAUGACAAAACUUUAAGCCAAACCAUAAUGUGUAUCAAUAGUAAUAAACCUGUUACAUUAAAAGCACAUUAGUUAAAGGCCUCAUAUUAAAUUGAUGUUUUGCUGUGUGUGUUAGAGCUAUAACGAUUCACCCAUCAUUCGAUUCAAUUUGAUUUUGAUACCAAAUGGUCCGAUAAACUAUUUGCUGCUUAUUUUGCAAACUAUUUCCUGUUUGGUUUGUCCAGAGCAUGAAUUAAUAUGUUUGGUAUUUGUUAUUAACUUAUUGUAGUACAUUUAAAGUUUUUAAUUUUUUAAAUAAAAUAUAAAAACGCAACAUUGUUUUAUAAGACACAAAUGUAUUGAACAAUCUUCCUGUUGAGUUAUUCUUAAAUGAAAUAAAAUGCACAAUGUAUCACAAGUGUUUAACACAAAAAAAGAACAUGUAAGUAUAUAAUAAAAGGAAUAUUAAGCAAGGCAAUCGCAAACAGUUUAGUAAACACACCAUAUGGGUAACUUAGGUCAACAAAACACGUUUUGCAAGUUGCCUUUGCAUCAGAACCUUUGUGAAACCAGAAAUGUUCCCAUACUUUUGAUUUUAAUUUUGACGGUGCGUCUUUCGGUGUGGUUGAAGAAGCCAUUUUACCGGCUGAUAUAAUGCUCAGCAUGUUAUUAAUUCAUUCAUUUGAUGCCAUAUUGGCUAUUGACGAAUCACAAGACGUAUUACAAAUGACAAAUACGUUUAGACAAGUGAUUUGGAAAGUAGCGUUUAAAAUGCGGAUCAAUCGGGAACGCAUCGAACGGAAUCGAAAUUGGCCGUAUUGGUAUCGAAAUCGAAUCGACGGCGUUGAACCGUUUUUUCGAUGCAUCAAACCAAAUCGUUACAGCUCUAGUGUAUGUAUUCAUACAUUUAAUAUAUUAUAUUUCAUAUUGGUAAAUUCUGACUUCAAAGUAGGAAAACCAAAUCUGAUGUUGACAUGAGUAAUGAUAAGUAAGUCUUUUAUGCACACCAUGUGUUCAGUGGCUUAUUGAGUUGCUUGAGUUGCUUGUAGAUAAGAACCUUAUUACAUGUUAGACUGUUAAUGAUCCAUUUUCUUGUUUUCAAAUCAAUUGAUUAUUAAUGAUUUAUUAUCUUAAUGUUGUUGUUUUUUAACAUUAAGUUAACUGGUUGUGUAAUUUUAUUUUUACAGUCAAUUUAAAAUUCAAACUUAACAUAAGGAAAUUAAGAGUUUUCCCAGCCUCUCAAACUUCAAUUUUUUUAUUGUUUACAACAUCAGAAAUAUUAAGUUUUACAUAUAAGCCAGUGUAAGGGGAAAUAGGGCUUCAUGCAUCAGGGUAAACUAUCAUCCCAGGUUAGCAUGUGCACACAGAACAGGCUUAUUUGGGACAACCUUUUCCAUAUAGGCUCGAUUUUUGUUUAGUAGAGACUAUUCUUUUAAACACAAAAACAUAAACAUGGACAGUGUUAUUCUGAUUAGCAUGUGCAGACUGCGCCUGGGUCGAUACUUUACAUGUGCAGACUGCGCCUGGGUCGAUACUUUACAUGUGCAGACUGCGCCUGGGUCGAUACUUUACGAGCAUGCAUUGAGAAUGUUUUCCCAGACCAUUGCCCAUAUUUUAUUACAUUAUUAUCAAACUGUUUUUUUAAAAUGCCAGUAUUUAUGAUAGUGUCACAUUUUAAUGUACCCUGCAGCCUUAUUUUCAGUGUAAAUAUUAUGUUUUAAAUUCAUUAACAUUUGUACACAUUCAUAGCAUAGACUUAUAAUGCAUCAACUAGGGCAAAGAUUUUUUUGUUUUGUUAGUACAUAUGCACAUGCUAAUGACGUUAAAGGUUAAUAUUCAUUGUUUUACUUGUAUGAAGUUUUUUCGUUAUUACAGUAUUCACUCAACCUGGUAUGUUUUUGGACAUUUCUGUUUUGGAGAACAUUUUCAUAAGUGGAUAUAAGUGUUCUUAUUUUUCCAUGUUAUGUUUUAACUUCAAGGAACUUUUAGAAAAGGAACAAUUUUUUUGUAUAAAUUUUUGCAGAGAUAUGCUAUUUUAUUUGAAUUGUGGUUACGCCUUAAAACAGUUAUCAUUUAUUGGGUUGUUUAAUAAAGCAAUUUAUUUUCAAAAAGUAUUCGUUGAACCAUUGAUGUCUAUUAGCAAGUUAUAAUAGGCUUCUAUAUAAAGUGACCUGUCAUGCCUGUAAUUUAACUUAUCACCAUUCUCCAAAGUAUUAUCCAAAGACAUAUUCUGAAAUUUUGGACAAAAAAGUCGGUAAUGCAAAAAAGAAGAUUGAAUAGAUAUGUGCUUCGCUCUGAGAAAACAGGGCAUAAUGCAUGUGCGUAAAGUGUUGUCCCAGAUAAGCCUGUGCAGUCUGCAAGGCUAAUUAGGGAUGACCCUAUCUGAUUUAUUGGAUUUUGUUAAGAAGAAACGAAAAAAUUCCAUAAAAGCAGGAAGUGUCUUCCCUGAUUAGCCUGUGCGGACCGCUGAGGCUAAUCUGGGGCGACACUCUACAGGCAUGCAUUAAAUCCCAGAGUGCUGCUAAAUAUGUAAUUGGUUUUUCAUUGUUAUUUCAAGUCUGGGAAGUAGGGGGAGGUACUGGUUAAAAUAGGCAUACUAAGUAUUAGAUUCUACAAGAAUUCUAUUAAGAUUAUUACAUAACAUUCAGCAAUAUACAACAAACUCAAACCUAGCAUUAUAUGGGUCUGAAAAGUAACGAGUUGACUCUGAAAUUGGGAGUCAGUUUGUAUGUGGCAAUUUUCAUUUUGAAUUUUAAAUACUUUUUAGAAAAUGAUUAUGUUUUUAAGACAGUUUUAUAACAUACUAAGUAUAAAUUUUAAGUAGGCUUAUAGUUUUUAAUUAGUGUUUUCUUAAAUUUUUAGCCAGUUUGUAAAUAGAGAGCACCGCAAAAUUGUGCUUAUUUUGUUUUUUUGACUACCUCAAACUGUAGUGUGUGACUUUAGCUUUGGAGAUUUAGUAUGAACAUGUAGCAAUUGUAAAGCAAUUGUUAUGGAUAAUCAAUGGGAAUAACACAUUUUGUAGUUGCCAGAAAAAAUAUCAAAUAGAUUUUAACGCUUUCCCCCAUAAGAAGCGAAGUGAAAAUGGCUUUUGCAACCAGCAUAAAACCAGAAUAGCCUGCGAGCAACUCGCAUUCUGUUCAGGUUUUAUGCUGUUUGCUGCUCAUCAGUAUCUAAGGGUUGGAGAUGAAGCCUUAAAAACCUGAAUCUAGUAAGAAAGGUCUUCAAUUAAAUUUAACUUUCCAAGGGACUACACAUGCGUAAAAAUAUGUAUCUAAGUGGUACAGGGUUAAGCAAAAAAAUGAAUAGCGGGUGGUGAGAUGAGUUUUGUGUGUCAACCCACAUAUUUGAAAAACGUGUUAUACAAAUGUAACAGGGUGUUUGUUAUAAGAGUUGCAAAUAGCACAGUGUUACUGUUGUGACAAGUAGACCACCAGGUCACUACAUAGGACAUAGAUCAUUGCUUCUUAUGAUUUCAUAAAAAAUAUUCUUCUAUUGAGUAUUGGUUUAUGAAAAACAUGUAUGUUGUUGUGAUAUGAUGUUUUUUAUUUAAAGGUUUUGUGCAAAUUAAAAUGUAUGUUGUUAUUGUAGAAAUGAGCCUCCCUCUUAGAAAACAGUUCUUAACCCUUUGCAUGCUGGGAAAUUUGUCGUCUGCUAAAAUGUCGUCUGCUGAAUUUCUAAAAUAAGCAUUUUCUUCGAUUUUUUUCAAAAAAUACUAUCAGAAUAGCAAACAGUUUGGAUCCUGAUGAGUCGCAACGUUCUGUGGCGUCUCAUCUGGAUCCAAACUGUUUGCAAAGGCCUUUAAAAUUCGGUUCCAGCACUGAAAGGGUUAUUGCAGGCCACUCAGGCUAAUCAGGGACAACACUUUCUGUAGGAACUUUUAUUAACUAAGAAAGAUUCCUUUUAAAGAAAAAUAUCAUAUAAGUAGAAAAAGUAUCGUCCCUGCACAGGCAUAUCUUGGAUGAAACUUUACCCUUUCCCACUUAGAAGCAAAGUGAAAAUGGCUAUGUGCAAACAGCAUAAAACCAGAACAGCCUGGGAGUAACUGGGAGUCUGUUCAGGUUUUAUGCUGGUUGCUGCUUGUCAGUAUCUUAGUGUUGGAAAUGAAGCCUUUAAAACUUUAAUCUAGUAAGAAUGGUCUUUAAUUAAAUGUAACUUUAUUAGGGACUACAAAUGCAUCAAAAUACGUAUCUAAGUGGUAAAGGGUUAAAAGAAAAAUAUUAUUAAAGUGGAAAGUGUCGUCCCUGCACCGGCAUAUCUGGGAUAAAACUUAACACACCUGCAUUAACCAUUACAGUGCUGGAACCGAAUUUUGAGGUCUUUGCAAACAGUUUGGAUCCAGAUGAGACGCCACAGAACGUGGCGUCUCAUCUGGAUCCAAACUGUUUGCUAUUUAUAUAGUAUUCUUUGAAAAAAAAUCGAAGAAAAUGCUAAUUUUAGAAAUUCAGCAGACGACAUUUUAGCAGAUGACAAAUUACCCAGCAUGCAAAGGGUUAAGCCAUGCUUUCCCAAAGUGGGGCUUCAUGGAUUAAUUAUGUUAUCAAAUGUCAACGAAAUGCCUUCUUUUUGAAAAAACUCUAUUUUGCUUGAAUAAGAAAGGACAAUGUUCAAUUGAUGCAUCUGUAAGCAAUAGGAAGGCAUAUCAUGCACACAGGUUGUUUUAUUAUUUCAAAGUUUGUUAUAUGAUAAACACUUAUUUAUAUCUUUAAGAGACUUAGUUUAUCCCGUGAAAGGGGCAGGUGUGUAUGACAACUGAUAUAUGCCCCAAAGCAUAAAUAUUGUGUUACUGAUCUCUGUAUAGUAUGAGGAUAAAUAUAAACUUGUUAUAAUCAGGUUUUACGCCAUGAUAUAAAUUGAGAAAUAUAAGCACAACCCUUUGAGGGAGAGGUAUAAUAUGUUGUUAAGAAUGUAUUGGAAUUUUAUAUUCUGUUGGCUAGUAUGUUCAUAUUCUUUUAUAUUUAGAAUGAGUGAUGAAAAAAGUGUGCUCUCACAAUUUAAUGAUAUUUUAUAUUUGUUUUGAACAAACUGCAUGCCUUUCAUGUACAUGUACAUAUGUCAUUGAAAAUGUUAUUUUAUCAUCGUUUAGCAUUGAUAGAUUAUUUUACAGAUAAUGUUAAGUGGUUCCAUUGAAUUGUUUGUAUUUAAAAUAUUGCUUACUAUAUAUUUUGCAUUGUAUUCAAUGUAAUUAAAUAAAAAAAUAUGCAAACAGAUUGAUGUAUUUUCAGAAAACAAAAAUGAAGUAGAAAUGAAAGUAUUUAAUAAUUUUUAAAAUAUUUUUUCUUUACAAAAAUUUGAAAGUUUAGAACCAAAAGAAAUUUUCUUUAAGAUUUCUAUUCCAAUUUGUUGCAACAAACAUUUCCUCAGAUACAUUAUUCAUAAUUUUCUUAAAUUCUUGGCAAAUGUACAAUUUUAACUGUUAACCCAUUUAUGCCUAGCACCUGGAAAAAAGGCCUUGGCAAACCGCGUAGACCCAGAUGAGACGCCACAUGAUGUGGCGUCUCAUCAGGGUCUGCGCUGUUUGCUUAAAGGAAUUUCAGUAAGAAAUAUUCAAAAUAUAGAAAUAAGUAUACUAGACAUCCAUAAUUUUGGAAAAAACUUGAUCCAAUGUAGAAGGAUGGGAGAGUCCACUAGGCUUAAAUGGGUUAAUUAAUGUACUGAUCUGGCUCUGUGCUAUACAUUUUGUCAAUUUAAAGGUGUCCUGAUUUUAAGAUUCAAGUUGCUUGACUAGAUGCCUGUAAUCUGUCAGCUGGUGCAGAUUAUUAACUCCAGUGUAUUUCAAUUGUGAUGUUUCCUUUUAUUCAUGUAGAUAUAACAUAGCAUUUUUGAAAAUGUUUAUCUUGUAAGUGCUAAUUAUAUUACUGAUAUAUGUAUGACACAUUUUUGAAUCUAUUAAAAGCAUCAGAAUGAUGCUGAAAUUA
Molecule: messenger RNA, 11167 nt
Organism: Dreissena polymorpha
Lineage: Eukaryota; Metazoa; Mollusca; Bivalvia; Myida; Dreissenidae
Product: low-density lipoprotein receptor-related protein 6-like
Exons: 14
Molecular function (GO): protein binding
Source: RefSeq, a predicted model, not a curated record